AUGUCUACGAAGGCCAAGAGCAAGCAGGAGGAAGCUCUUCAGUUUUUGGACGACCUUGAUUCCCUCGCCCCGCCUCCCGCCAAUGCGCCUGUCUCCACGCCAGAUACCCAACCGCCGACAGAGGGCGAGGCGGAAGUAUACGCAUUCAUCGACGAGAUUACACAGAAGAGUACCGAACUUCCACGCUUGUCUACAUCACACAUCGACAGACCACUCUCGCGUGCCGGAACUCCAACGUUCAGGAAGAGUACCGAGAGGAUCAAAGUCGGCACUCCAGUACCUUUACUCCCGUCUGCAUCUGGGUCUGCGUCUCCACUUCCUAGGACUGAGCCGUCUAGCUCCCGGCAGUCGUCUUCCGUUAAAGCAGAACCACACGAAACACAGACCAAUUCUGGUGGAUGGGGGUGGGGUAAUGUUUGGUCAAGUGCAAGCGCUGCGAUUCAGCAGGCGAAGCAAGCUGUAGAUGAACAAGUGAAGAAUUUGCCCAAGAAUGAGCAGGCAAGGAAGUGGGGUGAGGGUGUGUUAGAGUAUGCCAAGGCUGCUCAGUUGGACAAAUUGGGAACCGAUUUCAAGAGAGUCGGACUAUCUACUCUGACCGAUCUUCUGAAUGUGGUGGCUCCUCCGAUAUCCGAGCACGAAGUUAUCCAGAUUUGGUUGAGCCAUGACAUGCAAGGCUACGAAGGCGUCGAGUCGCUCGUUUAUCGUGCGCUCUCUAGGAUUAUGGAGCAAGUAGAAGGCGGCGACCUCAUUGUCAAUCGAGGCGAUGAAUCACGUCUUAAAGACGCGUCAGAUGCCCAGCGGGAUUUGAAUGCCGCGGAAGGUCUCGAGGCUGCGCUGAAACUUGCUCAGGCCAACCUCGACGAGCUCAUCAAGCGUAAUGCCACACCCGCUUCUACUCCAUCUUCUGCUCAGAAUCCCACCACGUAUUCCUACGUGUAUCUCCGCAUUCAACCUUACAUGUCUACUUUCCCUCUACCCCAAUCGCCGGGCGAAGUUGAUCCCUCUUCAGCUGGAUUAAAUUCCCAAACGUCCCUCCAGUUCAUUAUAUACCUGUCAGAUCCCGCACAUCAGCUCACACACUCCACUGUUACCCAAGCUGUGCCUGGCAAGUGGUUAACCCUGUGGGAUGAAUACGAAUGGGUUGAGGACCUGGUUGUUGAAGCUAUCAGGGUCGGUGUGGAGGUAAUUGGACAGCAAUACAUUGUCUCCCGGAUGGGGUGGGACAAGAAGGUGGCUGAGACAGCACCAUUGGAUGCGAAAGAGGUUGAGGAGGAGACCCACUCGUGA
This is a messenger RNA of Sparassis crispa, 1287 nucleotides long. RefSeq lists its product with no specific name. NCBI's taxonomy places the organism in Eukaryota, Fungi, Basidiomycota, Agaricomycetes, Polyporales, Sparassidaceae. The record is from RefSeq and is a predicted model, not a curated record. The transcript is spliced from 4 exons. The coding region runs from base 1 to 1287 and encodes 428 amino acids.